AUUAAUCCAACCCCAUCUUGAAAUAUAACGUUGGAUCCACCUUCCUGAAUCAGAACUCAGAAGCCACAGAAAAAUAAUGAGAAGUCAACUGUCCUUCAGCGACGAGGAUCAAAGCGAGCUGCUCAAAACCGCCGCAUGGUGGUGGAGGACGCUCCCGGAGUUCGACGAGAACGGGCGGUUCAAGGAGGACAUCUCCUCCGGCGGCCUCUCCCCGCGGCUCAAACUCCUCAGAGAAAUGCAGAGGCUGGCCUUUAUAUCCAUGGAAGGACUAGACCUCCUCCGCCACAAGCUCACGUCUUACCAAGCCGGAGAUUUGUGGGUUCCGGUGGGCGGGAUCAAGAAAACAGAUAUGGAUAUACCGGCGGUGAUCACGCUCCUCCUCGUCGGCCUCACCGGCUCCGGCAAAAGCUCCCUCGUUAACUUCAUGUACAGCGUUCUUGGCCGAUCCGGCCUCAUCCCUUUCGCCCAAACUUCAAGCCAACCGACCAAGUUCACGACGAUGUUGUUGGAAGAACACAAUGUUCUGAGAUCAAAGAAGAAUGGGUUUUGCGUGUACGACACCAGGGGAUUGGACUGCCACAGAAUGGACGAAGGAAUGGAGGAUGUUUGGUCAUGGAUGUCGGAUGGUGUUCGACAUAACCAGCCAUGUUGCAGAGGGAGUGAUGAUGAUCGAGAGAUGAUGGAAUAUUCCAUGGCGGGGCGUUGUGCAAAUAAGUAUUGUAAGAGGAGAGUUAACUGUGUUCUGGUAGUGGCUGACAUGGAAGAAGCUUUUAAGGAUUUCAGUUCUGGUGAUUUGAAGCAUGUUGAAGCUAUAAAGAUGAUCUUUCACUCCCCAUCCAUUAGGAGAUCAAAUGAGAAGCCGAUGUUGAUACUGACACAUGGCGACAUUUUAACUGCGGAGGAGAGGGUGGAAACCAGGCUGAAGCUAUGCGAAUCUCUGGGCAUAUCGGAGACGACCGGCGCCUAUGACAUAGCGUGUCUGUCGGAGAGUGGGAUUCCGGCGGAAGAAGGCGAUCCGGUGUCGGCAUUUGCGUUGACAGAAGCGGUUUACAGGUCGCUUUUACAGUCAGAUAGAACUCAUCUUCCGAAGAGGAAGUUUAAAGACUGGGUUUUGGCUUUUGCGUCGUGGGUUUUGUGUUGCUUCAGCUCUUUCUUUGCCAUGCUUGCAAAUUUCUUCUCCAGGUUUGGAGGUAAUAAUAAAAGACAUAGACUCAAGAUUAGUUAGGAGGUUGAA
This is a messenger RNA of Ipomoea nil (Japanese morning glory), 1234 nucleotides long. RefSeq lists its product as uncharacterized. Bases 77 to 1225 code for a protein of 382 amino acids. Lineage: Eukaryota; Viridiplantae; Streptophyta; Magnoliopsida; Solanales; Convolvulaceae. The transcript is spliced from 3 exons. The record is from RefSeq and is a predicted model, not a curated record.